AAGGAAAUUUGAGAAAAAAACAGGAAAAAAACAUGGCCUCAAACAGUUGAAGAAUAAAUACAUGAGUUUGAAAAAAGAGUGGCAAACGUGGACAAAGUUGAUGGAUUCAAGCAAAGGAGUGUCAGGGAUAGGGUUUGACUGUGACACCGGUAUGUUUCAGGCACCUGAGGAAUGGUGGGACAAGAUGGAAUCGAUAAACAAGGUGUGUGCCAAGUUUAGGAAAAAAACCUUGGAACAUCGUGACUUGAUGGAGACGGUCUUCAUGGGGGCAUCAGCUAUUGGUAAGCACCAUUGGACCCCGGGAGAGAAACUUCCUAAAGCUGCUGAUGACUCAUCUGAUUCUAAGCAUAGUUUAGGAGCCCAACCAUUUGUUGAUCUGAUACCCGUAGGAGUACAGGACGUGGAUUCAGAUUCUUCACUGGAACAUGUUCCGAUUGAAAAGGGGAAAAGGAGAAAGACGCUAUCAACAAGUGUUUCAAAGUCGAAAAAGGCAACAAGUGGAACGUCAGUUAUUGCGGAAAACAUGAACAAUCUAACAUAUGUGGUGCAUACGACGAAUCAGCAGGUUACGGUGAGGCACCUCACAGGCAACGAAUCGCUGUACACUAUUUCAGAGUGCAUGUAUCGCCUAACGAGUAUUCCAUCCCUGAUUGGUACGCCGCUAUUCCAUUUCGCCUCGACACUUAUGGAUAACGCAGAUUACCAGGAGGACUGUAUUGGAGCAAUAGACGGAACACAUGUAAGUGCAUGGGUUACGGGGCCAGAUACGACAACAUAUUUCGGAAGUAUGCAUGAUAGUCGCAUCUUCAACGAGAUACUAACAAAUGAUAAUGUCCCAUUUCCACAUCCUGACGAAGGCAAAUAUUAUCUUGUCAAUUCUGGCUAUCCAAACCGGAUAGGUUACUUAGCACCAUUCAGAGGCAGCCGUUACCACCAACAAGAAUUUCGACAUAUUCCACGGAACACGACGACAAACACGCCAAGGGAAUUAUUUAACAAAGUUCACUCAUCGUUGCACAGUGUGGUGGAACGCACUUUCGGUGCCUGGAAAAAUCGAUGGGGGUUUAUUCGAGGCAUGCCUCGGUAUGACUUUGCAAAUGUACAAGUUCUGUUAGUAGGUGCGUCAAUGGUAUUACAUAAUUAUAUACGGCGAAACAUAGGUAAUCCAACAACUGUUCACCCAAUCUGUGACGAGGAAGAGGCUAUGACAAUAGUAAAUGCCAUACCAGAAGUUGAACAUGACGAGGAUGGUUUAAUGGUUGGGGAUGAGGACCCGCAUAUGGCAUUGAUGCGCCUUCACAUACGCGACAAAUUAUGUUACAGGCGUAAUAACGGAACGUUAGGAAAUAUAUAA
Molecule: messenger RNA, 1354 nt
Organism: Camellia sinensis
Lineage: Eukaryota; Viridiplantae; Streptophyta; Magnoliopsida; Ericales; Theaceae
Source: RefSeq, a predicted model, not a curated record